GAAGACGCAGGGUCGCGGCGAGCGUGGUCGGUUGAAUAGCUAGGGCGUAACUACCAAUCUAAAUAGUAUAAUAGCAUGGGAUGGCCAGCGGCGACCUAAUUCAGUAGCCAAUGCUUUCUGUGAGCCACCGCUACAAUGGAUUACGAAAGCGAAGGAGGAGAACACUUCAACAACAUGAGCUGUACACCGCCAGCUAUGGACGACUUCCCCCAUGACAUGUUUACGGAGGAACAAAGACAAAAUGGUGCAUUAGUAUUUCACGUCACAACUUCAUUAUAUUUAUUUUUGGCCCUCGCCUUAGUGUGCGACAAGUACUUCGUACCUGCAGUAGAAAGGAUAUGUAAAGCUCUAAACAUGUCUAAUGAUGUUGCUGGAGCAACAUUCAUGGCAGCUGCAACAUCAGCACCUGAACUAUUUGUGAAUGUCAUUGGUACAUUCAUCACAGAAGGAGAUAUUGGAGUUGGCACAAUUGUUGGAAGUGCUGUGUUCAACAUACUGGCCGUAGCUGCCUGCUGUGGCAUUGGCUCUGGUAUGGUUGUCCCACUACAUUGGUGGCCAUUGACCCGAGAUUGCCUGGCAUACGGAGUUACAGUUACGAUUCUCAUCUGCAUUAUCCAUGAUGAACGAGUAGAGUGGUAUGAAGCUAUGGUCCUUGUUACUCUGUACACGGUCUAUAUUGCAGUUAUGUACUGGGAUAAAUCCUUCCAGAAGUGCACUCGUAAAGGUUUAAGACACGCAUCAAAAAAAAGUUUCAAAAGACAUGACCCUGUUGAGGUACCUGAUGUGCAGUUGGCUGUACCAAGUACAGAAACAGUUAACUCCCCCCAGCAGAAUGGGAACAUUGUCCGGCCACCCCCACCUCCUCCAACUGUUGACUCUCCACCUACAGAGACUACUGGAGCCUGGGAUAUUCUGAGUUUUCCAUACAGCAAGAGUUGGUUACGAAAGUUGUCUUGGAUACUUGUCCUACCAAUUCAUACUGUAUUCUUAUUUACCAUACCAGACUGUGAGCACCCUCGCUUCAAGAAGUGGUUUCCCGUCACUUUUCUUAUGUGUAUCAUCUGGAUUGGAGGGUUGUCCUAUGUUGUUGCAUGGAUGAUAACUGUGGUUGGUGAUACAUUGAAGAUCCCAGAUUCGGUUAUGGGAAUCACUUUCUUGGCAGCUGGGACAAGUGUACCAGAAGCCGUAUCUAGUGUCAUUGUGGCUAAACAAGGUCAUGGAUCGAUGGGUAUCAGCAACUCUUUGGGUUCCAACACAUUUGACAUCCUGCUGUGCCUGGGUCUGCCAUGGCUCAUCAAGGCCUCUUUCUUACCUACCAGUGCUGGACACCAUUUUGUUAGGAUCAACUCCCGUGGGCUCGAGUACAGUGCCAUAUCGCUCCUCUCCACUUUACUGCUUCUCUACAUAGCUUUCGCCAUCAACAGAUUCAAGCUAGACAGGAAGGUGGGAUAUGCAUGUCUCAUGAUGUAUGGGAUGUUUCUAGUGUUAGCUACACUGAUUGAACUUAAUGUUUUCUUCACUGUUAAUCUCCCAACAUGUGGCAGAUCGUGAAAGACACAGUAUUUUCUCUCAUUCCAUUAAUUCAUCUCUCAUUAUCAUACAUGUGUUAUGAUAUUCCACGUUUUAAUAAGUAACAUAUACAAUGUAGAUUUUGUCAUUAUGAACUACUUUUUUUAAUUCUUUCAAGAUCAAUAUUUUAUCUUGAGUACACAUUAGCUCAAGAACUAUAUGUAUUUGGUUUACUAAAAUGUCAGUCACUUAUACAUUAAACUUAAUAUUAAUUUUUUAAAUACAUAUAUACACUUUCAGUUAUGUUGAAAAAUAUGAACUCAGUUACCAAAGUUCACUACUAUUUGUAAAUAUUAUGUAGACUGUACUAACUAUUCAAUUCUCUUCCUAAACUAGUAAGAGUUUCCUUCUAACAAUUCUUCUUCAUGUACAAAUAUUUAAUUUUAUAUUUAUGAUGUAUAUAAUAUAUACAUUAUUGUUAAGAAUAGUUUUUUUUCUUAUGACUAAUAUCAAAUAACUUCCAAAAUGUAAUAUUCUCAAGUUAACUCUAAUAAUAUAUAAUAAAAAAAUUAACUAAUUUUUAAUUGCCUAAGUCUGCUUCUUUUAGUAAAAUAUGUAUUCUUAUUUUUGUAAUUAAAUAUGAAAAGUUGCACCAAUUGUAAUGAACAAAAUGUGAUUUCAAUUUACUUAGGACAGUUUUCAUGAAUAACCCGAUGAAAGUAAAUUUUAUAAUUAUUUAAGUGCAAUACAAUAUGAAUUAUUUAAAUGCUAAUAAAUAUUUGAUAGUAUAUAAUAUACAUCUUACAAUGUAAUUUCUAUCUAAACUUUAUGUCACAUGUGAUGUGGAUGGGUGAGAUUACCUUGGAAAAAGAUUUAAAAGGAUGUUAAGUUUAAAAAACCAUUUUGUAUGUUUGAUUAACACUGGUUUUUGAAAUUAAACUAGUUAAUUUAUUUUUCAAUACAGUUGUACUUCUUAACAACUUAUUGGCAGCAAUAAUGUCUGAAAAAAAUAAACUUCUGAAACAACUCUCUCACAUUUGGCUGGGAUGUCUAAUUAAUUGAUUUAGUUGCUGCUUGUUUUCACCGUUAUACUAAACAUAUUUAUUUGUGUAUCUAUAUUAAUCUGUAUAAAAGUCAGACAUCAAUUUUAAUUGGUUCCAAAACUAAAAAUUGAAUAACACCAAUGAAAAUUCAUGUUAGCAAAACCUACUGUUUAAAUUAAAUUUAAUAUUAAUUUUGAAGUUUUAAUUUAAAACAUAAUAAGGAUUCCAUAGCUAACCAAAUAUGUCUUUAAAAGGUUAGAUCAAAGUUUAUGUUUCUGUUUAACACAAUGUCUGUUAAUAUAUUUGUACCAUAUGGAUUUAUAUACAGUCAAUAUGUUUUGCUAGUAUCUCUACCAUGAUCUGAUUCUAUGUCUUACAACUUGCUUAACAUAGACAGUUGAGCAUGAAAUCAAGGUUGUUUGUACUUUGAAUUAGGUUGUGUACACGGUUACAUUUUUAUACAAUUAUUUGAUAUUAGAAACUAAUUUUAUAUCAACUCAUAGCUACAUUUUUACAAGUUACUAUUCUCCAAAUGUUUGUUAAUUUAAUUUAGUGCACUAGCACAGUAGAGUGUCAACAUCCUAGACUGGCAUUACGGUAGAGAAGAUGAUCUAUGCAGUUUUGUCCUAGUUCAAUUGAUAAAGUUCCUUGUUGAGGCAUGCUUUACAGAACUGCUUUAAUUGGGAUAAUUAAAGUAGAAGUAGGUGAGUACAAUGGAUAAUUUAGGUCACGUUGGUUUUCUUUUCCCGUUACUCAAUAUAUUACAAUCUCUGAUACAUGGAAAAGUGAAUAGGCAUUUUGUCAGUGAUUAUUCCGGUAAAUGGGCAAAGUGUAAUAUUUUUAAUAACUAUGGGAGCAUUUGAAAUAUUACAAUUAUUAAUUUUGCGUAUUAUGUCUUUGAAAACAAUAAAAUCAGAAAAAAUGGGCACAUUUAUCUUAAGUGGCAGAUAAAUGGUUUAAACAUAAAUGCCAAUAUUAUAAUAAUCACAAACAGACUUGAUAACAUUAUAUACUGGUAGAUUACUAUAAAAAAUUAACAUGUUCAAAAUUCAGUUGAGCAAUUUAUAAAGAAAUUCAGACCAGAGUAUUGUAAAAAUAUUAAUGAACUAUUUAAUCAUAAUAAUAAUAAAUGUAGGAGUGUUCAUUACAAACAAUCUGCCCAUCAUGUUUAUACUCUGUGGUCAUAACGUAAACCAGUAGAAGAUUAAAAAGUUAUAAUAUUAUGUGUCCAUGCAGUUUAUUUAGUUUUUUAUACCUUAAUCACAAAAUUGUGUAACUAGCACAGCACAUUUCUGGCAAGAAUCUCACUUUGUGGCAAACUGAUCAUCAGAGUUUUGCUUUGAACUAUUUUCUGUUAUCCUAAAGAGAUAAUCUCAUUUAAUUAAUUUCUUAUAAUUUGAUAAGGACUUCACUCCCAUUAUGCUGGUCGGCCUAUUCACUCACCAAAAUCAAGUGACCUUGUGUUAGACAUCACCACUUUGCCUGACAAAGAUGAUCAAUAUUUCAAUAAACCUUUGUAGAGGGGGUAAAUAUAGAGUAGAAGAUAAAUAUAGACGAGAAAAAAAGUUGUUGUAUGAUAUUUUGUGUGUUUCUUGGCUCUGUCCAUACAUGGAAUUACAACAUUCAGUUUGUAAUCGACACAUACAACCUUAUAUCACAAACCAACAAAGUGCCUGCGAGUUGUUUCACGGAGUGUCAGCGAUGUAACGGCCCAGUUGACAUCAAUUAGUGGACUGACUGCAUUUUGGUACAGAACAACUUUUAGCCCUUGUUUUGUCUCAUGAAUAUGUUAUUCCAAAUCAGCUUUGUUCUUUUUGUGAUGCACUAUGAAAAAAGCUAAGUUUAACAAAUUGUCUAGGGACAUACGCAAAAUUGCCAAGAAAUUGCACAGUGAUGUAGUUUUUAUUUUUAAGUCUAUUGUUUCUGCAGACAAUGUUUAUGCUAAAAUAUUAUUUGUUUUCUAUUCAUUGUUUAACUUGAGAAUUGACAUACUUAAUAAGUAAAUUGCAUAUCAUGCAGUAAUUUAUUAGUAAUAUUUAGCGGCAGCUAAAAACUUAUUUAUUAAUCAUACUGUUUACUAAGGUUUAGUAAUUUAUCGUAUUAUAAGACUCAAAUAUACAGCAUUUAAAAAGGUUUUGAUACAUUUUGAUUAAUGGGUAAAGAAACAUUUUAAUAUUGUGAUUUCUUGACUCAAAACUCCAAUUUCUUAGGCAUGUUAUGUAAAUUGCAAUAGAUAUGUAAAUUUGUAGAUGUAGUAUUUUAUAAAUUUGUUUAAGAGUUUAUAAAAUAAAUUGCUAGUCGGACUUU
Molecule: messenger RNA, 4859 nt
Organism: Homalodisca vitripennis (glassy-winged sharpshooter)
Lineage: Eukaryota; Metazoa; Arthropoda; Insecta; Hemiptera; Cicadellidae
Gene: zyd
Product: sodium/potassium/calcium exchanger 4
Exons: 10
Coding region: 136-1551 (471 amino acids)
Biological process (GO): calcium ion transmembrane transport; intracellular calcium ion homeostasis
Cellular component (GO): membrane
Molecular function (GO): calcium, potassium:sodium antiporter activity; calcium channel activity
Source: RefSeq, a predicted model, not a curated record